AUGGCCAACACCGACGCACGCGCAAUGUCAGAGCUAGAUCACGACCAUGAUCACAGCUCAGAAGAACCUGAUGAUCUCGACAAUGCCAAGAAACCUGGCAGGAAACAGAACCCAGAUGCUCAGCAACAAAGACGCAUUCAGAACCGUGUAGCUCAGCGUGAGUUUAGGCUAAGGAAACAACAACGGAUCCGCGACCUCGAAGCACGCGUAGAGAUGCUCUCCGCCGGCCAGGGCCAAGGCUACGAGCAAAUGCGCAACAUCCUCCGUGCCAUCAUGGCGGAGAAUCACCAUCUCCGGGGCAUCAUCCGCCAACUCACCGAAUUCAUGGCUGAGGGUGUAGGCGGGUGCCUGCCCAAGAUGGGCUACACCAAAGAGAGCUUUGACGAGCUUGUAAAUCGUGGAGAGACCGAUACGGCUUUCUAUGCGUACGAUGCAUACAAGAAAUCGCGCGGAUCUAGUCAGCCGGGGUCUGGCAACCUCCCGCAGCUAUCUGCGAUCCUCCCGGAGGCGGGCGAUGGGCCAAAUAAGAAACGCAAGAGGGCAGAAACCGACACGACUGAAGAUGUGAACUCAAAUGACACCCCCUCGACAUCCCCUCCCAUCGCUUCCAAUCUCACGUACACCACCAACGGCGUCUCCUCCCCCAACGCGAUGCAGACGUUUUCGGCACUCCUUGAUGGCGGGUACAGCGGACAGUCGUACAAUACUUCCCAAUCGUUGUCAAAUUCCCAGAUGCGUGCAAAUACUGUGCCCCAGUACGGGUUACAGAACGAGUCGAUGAUCCCGCGCAACUCGAACAUCUUCGGCGCAUUCAAUGGUUAUGAAACGUAUAACCUCCCGCCGCCGCCACCACCCCAGGAACCGCAGUUGAUGCAACUUGCCCGCGACUCAGCAGAGAACACCAUGCUCCUGAACAAUGUGGAGACUGCUAUCGAGGCCGCGAACCCGCGGCAGCUCGAGGCGGGCAAGCUAAUCAAGUACCACCUGAGCAAUUACAGGAAUAACCACAAUUACUGUCUGCCGAUAGCUCUCCGCCCCACCCUUGUGCAGCGCACGAUCGCGCACGGUACGUCCCAAAAUUCUGUUUCUCAGUUCCCUUCCCCCGCGCCGACGCCGGUCCCCUUCGCUAUCUCAUCCCCUUCCUCUUUCUCUGCGCCUUCCUCCUCUGCUGCUUCCAUCAUCUUCUCCGCUCCUUCUCCCGCCUCGCUGCGGCACCCGAUCAUUGACGGCAUCCCCGCGCCUGUCAUGCGCGAUCGGAUGAUCCUUCUCAAGGGACGGUAUGAUCUUGUCGACUGCAUGCACGAGUUCCUCAAGGGUAUCACAAUACAUGGCGAUGAUGUACUAGCAUAUACGAACUGGGAGGUGUCGGAAGUAUGGUUGAAGAAGUAUGGAUUCCUCGUCGACGAAGCGACUGUCACUGCUAUCAACCGUUGGCGGAAAGAACGCGGCGAGCGCGAGAUCAUGUACGAAGACCUACCAACGAUGGAGGAGCAGCCCCAGAUGCCUGUGCAACCCUACGGCGCAGGCCAGCAAACGAUUGGUUCCAUCUAG
Molecule: messenger RNA, 1551 nt
Organism: Dacryopinax primogenitus
Lineage: Eukaryota; Fungi; Basidiomycota; Dacrymycetes; Dacrymycetales; Dacrymycetaceae
Exons: 6
Coding region: 1-1551 (516 amino acids)
Biological process (GO): regulation of DNA-templated transcription
Molecular function (GO): DNA-binding transcription factor activity
Source: RefSeq, a predicted model, not a curated record